Saccharomyces eubayanus is the source of this 2718-nucleotide messenger RNA. RefSeq names its product MutS family protein MSH5 (gene MSH5). Lineage: Eukaryota; Fungi; Ascomycota; Saccharomycetes; Saccharomycetales; Saccharomycetaceae. Gene Ontology annotation, biological process: chiasma assembly; mismatch repair. Bases 1 to 2718 code for a protein of 905 amino acids. Gene Ontology annotation, cellular component: nucleus. Gene Ontology annotation, molecular function: ATP binding; mismatched DNA binding; ATP-dependent DNA damage sensor activity. The transcript has a single exon. The record is from RefSeq and is a predicted model, not a curated record.
AUGUCUAAUCAAUGGUUUACUGGAAUUUCGAGGGCAACAGGGGAGACUAUUCCCGAGGUGGUGCCACCAAAUGAGAAUAAAAAUGUAACCAGCGGUUACAAUGUCAUCGCCGAGGGUAGUGCCAAUAACGAAGACGGCGCUUCUUGUCAGCUUUCCUUUGAUUAUGAUGGUGAGAUUGUAAUGUGCAUUGAACUAUCUGGAGGCAAAAUGGGGUGUUCUGUUUUGGACUACCAUACUAAGAUAUUAAGAGUGUUUAACCAGGACUAUGUUGUAAACAGGUCUACAAUUGCGUCCCAUGAUCUCAUCGAUGAGGUUAAUAAGUCUGCAAACGAUAUUAGCCUGAUCUCAGGACUCUUGAUAAUGGAAACGAACCCAACUAUAUGUUUGGUCUCGGUAAGGUUGGAGGACUGGAUUUUUGAUUACAUUAAGACGAAAUGUGACGAGGUGAACUGUAGGUUAGAACUGCAACCAAUUAAACGUUUCAAGGAAUCGAAUCUUUUGCAGUCAUUGCAAUUGAAGGGGCAUGAUAAUUUGAUUAUACUAAACGACUUACUGUCAAAUAGUAGAUUCACCACUACAGUCACUGUAAGCACGGUGACAUGUAUCCUUUCCAAUCAUGAGCAACAACAUACGGAACUGGAUGAAUGUAAUGCGAGCACCGUCUCUACCAACAUGAUUGCCGGACGAUCGAUAAGAAGCGGAUUUGAAGAUGUAAUAUGCGACCUAAAGUAUAUCGAUAUAAAAGAUCGAAUGGUAUUGGAUGAGAAUAGUUUAUCGGCUUUGAAUGUGUUUCCUACAGCACAUAAAUUAGGACAUGAUAGCAUGAUGGAAAAUGGUGCCCUUAGCCUAUUCGAACUGUUUAAUAAAGUAUCUUCGGAUUAUGCUAAGAAAAUGUUAAAGUCUUGGCUUUUCAACCCGUUAACUAGCAAGAAGCAAAUAGAGAAAAGGUACAGCAUUAUUAGGAUAUUAUUGGAUACACAAAACACCAUGAUUUUUAAUGAUCUCAUCCAAUCAAUAAAGAGAUGUCCCGAUGCUUUCGGUUUUAUGAAUCAGCUGAGAAGCGGUAAAUCAACAUUAGGAACUUGGUCUAAAAUUAAAAAUUUUUUAGAGAAAGGAAUUGCCAUAUUUAAGCUGUUAUCUUCUUUAAAAUUAAAUUCCGACGACAGAAAUAUCUUUCAUGACAUCAAGAAUAACAUCGACGUUCUAGAACUAAAAAAAUGCCUAAGGAAAAUAGAAACUGUAAUAGAUUUUGAUACUUCAAAGGAUACCAAAACAAUCACAAUAAAUACAGGGGUUGACAAAAGAUUGGAUGAAUGUAGAAACAUUUAUAAUCAUCUGGAAAUCCUUCUGCUAGAUGUUGCAAGAGAGGCACAAACAUUUUUACUCAAUUCUUUGCCCCAAACAGAUCCCAAGAUAACAAAAAAUUUAGAUAAAUUGAUCAAUGCUGUAUACAUCCCUCAACUAGGAUAUUUAGUCACGGUAAGUGCCUUUAUGGAAUAUACCCUCAAAAAUAUACCAGAUCUUGGAUGGGAAGAGAUUUUCAGAAGCCCAGAAUGUGUUUACUUUAAGAAUGAUAGAGUUCUAGAACUCGACGAAACAUACGGUGAUAUAUAUGGAGCAAUUUCUGACUUUGAAAUUGAAAUUGUAUUCUCUCUGCAAGAGCAAAUCUUAGAAAAGAGGACGCAAUUUUCUACAUAUAGUGUACUUCUCAGUGAGCUGGAAAUUCUAAUAUCAUUUUCCCAAGUGUGUAUGGAAAGGAAUUAUGUAGAGCCUCAGUUAGUGGAAGAUACUUGCGUCUUAGAAAUUAUUAAUGGAAGACAUGCGUUAUACGAAACAUUUCUCAAUAAUUAUAUUCCUAAUAGCACAAUAGUUGACGGUGGCUUGUUUUCGGAUCUCAGCUGGUGUAAAAACGAUAAAGAAAGAAUCAUUAUCAUAACUGGAGCCAAUGCGUCUGGGAAGUCAGUAUAUCUUACUCAAACUGGUUUGAUUGUCUAUCUGGCACAGAUCGGUUGUUUCGUUCCAGCGGAAAGAGCAAAAAUUGGAAUUGUAGAUAAAAUAUUAACCAGAAUUAGAACCCAGGAGACAAUAUACAAGACUCAAAGCUCUUUUGCACUAGAUUCCCAGCAAAUGGCAAAAUCAUUGAGUUUAGCCACUGAGAAAAGCUUACUUUUAAUUGAUGAAUACGGUAAAGGCACUGAUAUUUUAGACGGUCCUUCACUAUUCGGCUCAAUCAUGGUAAACAUGUCUAAGAAUGAAAAAUGUCCGCGCAUUCUUGCAUGUACACACUUCCAUGAACUCUUUAACGAGAAUAUUCUCUCAGAACACAUACCUGGUAUCAAACAUUAUUGUACGGAUAUACUUAUAAACCAGAAUUACAACCUCUCGAGUACGAAGCCAGUUAAAGAAACCCGUGAAAAUGAGGGAAUUACAUUUCUGUUUAGAAUAAAGGAGGGAAUUUCAAAGCAGUCAUUUGGUAUAUACUGUGCCAAAAUAUGCGGAGUAAAUGGAGAUAUAGUAAAGAGAGCUGAAGAGUUUUCUGAAAUGAUCAAUAGAGGCGAUGAUAUAGUUCAAAAUUGUGGAAAACUGACGGAAAAAGAGAUAUUGGAGUUUCAAAAGAAUCAAGAAAUAGUGAAGAAUUUUUUAUCUUGGGACUUGGAUCUCGAAACUUCUACAACUUCCGAAAAUCUUAGACUCAAACUAAGGAACAUCUUUCAUUAA